Pseudoliparis swirei is the source of this 839-nucleotide messenger RNA. RefSeq lists its product as uncharacterized. Gene Ontology annotation, cellular component: cytoplasm; membrane. Lineage: Eukaryota; Metazoa; Chordata; Actinopteri; Perciformes; Liparidae. The transcript is spliced from 4 exons. The coding region runs from base 1 to 576 and encodes 191 amino acids. The record is from RefSeq and is a predicted model, not a curated record.
AUGAACCGGGCCUGGGCUGUGUUCAAGGCUCAUCCGUACAUCAGCAACAUCCUGGGAUACACAACGCUGUUUGCCUCUGCGGACCUCAUACAGCAGCGUGUGCUGGGCGGGAAACACGCUGCAGGAGACUCAGCCGGCAUCAACUGGUGUCAGACGGCUCGAGUGGCAACUGUCGGCUUCUGUUUCCAUGCCAACUUCAACUACCACUGGCUCCGAGGGCUGGAGAGGAUGCUGCCCGGAGGCGGCGUGAAGGCAGUGAUGGGGAAAGUUGUGGUGGAUCAGCUGAUCGCGGCUCCUCUCACUAUCAGUGCCUUUUAUAUUGGUUUAAGUCUAUUAGAAAACAAAGAUGACCCGCUUGAAGACUGGAGACAGAAAUUCUGGACAUCUUACAAGACUGGAGUGGUAUUUUGGUCAACAAUGCAGGCAGUGAACUUUUCCCUGGUCCCCCCUGUGGCACGGACAGUGUUUCUGGGAGGCAUCUCACUGGCUUUCACUAUCUUCCUGUGUAACCUCAGACAGCAGAGUGACAACAAACCUGAACAAACUGGAGAGAACUCCAAUGACUGCGACAUUUGAAAAGGUUUAUUUAAGGGCAUACUAUUGUGAAAGCCAUUAACUGCAAAAACAAUAGAACAAGAUAACGGUCACAUAUCUGUGUAUCAGCCUGCAUGGGUUAUUGUUCAGCUGUAAUUUUGACUUCCCUGUCUGCUGACAGAAUACUUUAUCGAAAUGUGAAUGACAAUUAUCCAGCAGCUGUUAUUAUUUUUUGUACCUGCGUGAUUAAUAACUUUAUUGAUUUUCCCCUAGACUUUAGCCAAUAAAAGUGAAGUAAAAAGCUA